GCGCAGCGUGCCGCGGUGCUCGUGAGACCGCGGGUCCGUCCGUCCGUGCGCGCGCGCGCUCGGGACUGAAUUCUGCGGGGAUCUGCGCGCUGUUCGGGAUGUCCGGCGCGGACAGCGGCGGCGGUAAAGGUGUCCGCAACGCGGCGGAGUACCGGAGCCCCGGGUUCAGAGGCGCGAGAACCACCUCGCUCUUCCGCGCCGUCAACCCGGAGCUCUUCAUCAAACCCAACAAACCCGUGAUGGCGUUCGGCCUCGUGACCAUCACCCUGUGCGUCGGGUACCUUGGAUACCUGCACGCCGUGAGGGAGAACGCGCAGGAGCUGUACGAAGCCGUGGACGGCGAGGGAGAGAGAUGCAUGCGUAGGAAAAGCUCCAAGUGGGACUGAGGGGCUUGAGGGGCAGCCUGCACGCCGGAGACGCCUCGUGACGCAUUAUAGCGGCGGGGUUACCCACUGCCACGCGCCUCGGUAAUGGGAUGACGACAUGACAUAUGUCUGAAUCUUCAUAAAAGAUGUAAUAUGUUAUGGACCUAUCUAGUGUUCAUAGGUGAACGACACUGUUGUAGACGCAGCCUAAAUGUUGUUCUCUGUCCUUCACGAGAGCAGAAAAAUGUCAACACUGUGUUUAGAGCUUAUCUGAAACUUUUUAUAAAUUGUUUAUUUUAAAUAAAAUCUUAAAUGGCUGAAGAAA
Messenger RNA from Electrophorus electricus (electric eel), 690 nucleotides. It is a transcript of the gene smim8, whose product is annotated as small integral membrane protein 8. The record is from RefSeq and is a predicted model, not a curated record. Lineage: Eukaryota; Metazoa; Chordata; Actinopteri; Gymnotiformes; Gymnotidae.